AUGAUGCAUCCUUUCGUUACAUUCCUACCGGUUAUCUGCGCUCUUUUAACGGUCCAAGCAUGCCCUUCAUUAUUAUCACCAAUGCCAGGACCGCCGGGACAACCGGGGCCGAGUGGAGAUGAUGGGCCGAAGGGAGAUCCAGGACAGCCGGGCGAUCCAGGAAUCCGAGGAGCGGAAGGACAGCCUGGAUUGCCGGGACCGGA
Messenger RNA from Acanthocheilonema viteae, 203 nucleotides. NCBI's taxonomy places the organism in Eukaryota, Metazoa, Nematoda, Chromadorea, Rhabditida, Onchocercidae. The record is from the annotation of a GenBank genome assembly.